AAACACGCGGAACAUCUGCACGGCCGGCUGAACACACCGCCGUUUCAUCUCGUUUUAGGGAACUCGCGCUUCCUGAACGAUGGCUGUUUCUGCACUGUUGCGGAAAACUUGGUGAAAACUCUGCAGACGCCGUGCAGCUGUGGUGCGGCUGCAGCUCUGAGAGGCUGCUCCUGCUGAAGUCCGGGUUCGUCCUGAUUCUGCAGCUCAAUAAUGUCACUACUUACGCAGCUGCGAGAUGAAAGUGAUUUUGAUCAGCUCCCUCCCGACAUCCCCAUCAGCGCCACCAUUGCUGACAUUGAGGAGAAGAAAGGCUUCAUUGAUUACUUUAGCUGUGCGGUCUGUGCUCCUCUUGCAGAGGUUUGUGAUUGAGGUGAAGACUAAAGGAGGGAGUAAGUACCUGAUCUACAGGCGGUACAGGGAAUUCCUCAGCCUCCACCAAGUACUCCAGGCCAAAUACUCUCCUGAAAACCCAGAGAAAGUCUCUCCCAACACCUGCGUCCUGCCUUCCCUUCCAGGAAAAAUCUACAUUGGAAACAAACAGGAGAUUGCAGAGAGCAGAAUUCCUGAACUCAACACGUACAUGAAGAGGUUGCUGGCUCUGCCAACAUGGUUGUUGCAUGAUGAGACGCUCAGGAUGUUUUUCUACCAGACUGAUCAGGACAGUCAACAUCAACCACGAGCCCUCAGGCGUCUCCGCCCUCCUACCCGCAAAGUGAAAACAGUCAAACCACCAAAGAUGGAAGUCUUCUCCUCCCCCAGGGCUGAGGCGAUGUUCGACUUUCGCGGCAAUGGGAAGGCAGAGUUGAACCUCAAGAGGGGAGAAGUGAUCUUCUUGCUGCGACGAGUCAAUGCCGACUGGUUGGAGGGCACGGUUAACAAUCAGACAGGUAUUUUCCCAGAGUCCUUUGUGAAGAUUAUUAAACCCCUCCCAGAGAGUGACUCAGAAGGUGAAGGUGGAGGUCAUACGUACAGCUGCCUGCGCUGCUUCCUCCUCACUCCCUCUGGAGUUGAAACCAGAGAUGUGUGUGUGCAAGAGGACCUUACCAUCCAGCCAACAUACGAGGACCUGCUGUCUCGCAUGAGGAACGUCUUCAAGGUGGAUGAUAUCGCCCUGAACUACCGUGACCCAGAGGGGGACCUCAUCCGUAUUCUUGAGGAUGAAGACGUCCAGCUGAUGAUUAGGGAGGGCAGGUGUCAGCAGGGCAAAGUCAAGAGACCUGUCAAUCAGUUUCCAUGGGAACUGCAUGUGACCAUGGCCUCCGACCUUUCUGUUUACAGCUCUGAAGCUUGAGAGAGGAGGCAGAAAGCUGAGAGGGAAAUGUUUAAAUACUCACUUGGAGUUAUUAAUGUUUUCUUCUUGAGACCACCAGUGACUGUUGUUGCUGAUGUUAAUUAUAUUUUUCCAUGGGAUGCAGAUGGUCCAUACAUUUCACUUAGCAUUAAACUAAUUUAAUAUCA
This is a messenger RNA of Cololabis saira (Pacific saury), 1458 nucleotides long. It is a transcript of the gene ncf4, whose product is annotated as neutrophil cytosolic factor 4. The record is from RefSeq and is a predicted model, not a curated record. The transcript is spliced from 10 exons. Gene Ontology annotation, cellular component: NADPH oxidase complex. Bases 236 to 1291 code for a protein of 351 amino acids. NCBI's taxonomy places the organism in Eukaryota, Metazoa, Chordata, Actinopteri, Beloniformes, Belonidae. Gene Ontology annotation, biological process: phagocytosis; superoxide anion generation; respiratory burst. Gene Ontology annotation, molecular function: superoxide-generating NADPH oxidase activator activity; protein binding; phosphatidylinositol binding.